GACUAGGCUAGAGGUUGAGCGAGGGAUAUUUUGGUCCUUCAAUCUCAGAGUUCGUUCUGCCAUUGCUUCUUACGGUGCUCUCACAAUUAGUAAUCAUCGCCAUCGCCUUAAUCAGAUUUGUUUGGUUUGUCUCUUUUUAUCUCUUUCCGUCUAUGUAUGUAUAUGUAUAUUUACUGUUUCUGUGGAUGCUUGCGAUUCGGAGUGUGUGUUCAUAUUUAAGCGAACUGAAUUUGAGAUAUGUAAUUUUGAGGUUUUGAGCCGCCCUUGAAGAAACUUCAAUUUUCUCUUGUGUUGGUUGAAUCCACCAACUGAGAAUUCCAAAAAGGCGCGAUGGCUGGGCAUGAUAACUCGAACGGAUCUACAGAAAAGUCGACCAGUGGUAUGGAUGAUUUGCCCACUUUCAAUGCUGAGAAUAUGCAAAACAACAUGAAAGUUAUUCUUUACAGCCGCACAUUCAUGGCAAUCAUUGGUGGUGUCAUUGCCGGCAUUCUGGGACUUACUAGCUUGACAGGAUUUAUAUUUUAUUUCCUUGUCAUGGCAAUAACUUCAGUUGCACUCACGGCAAAGGCCAAGUUUUCAAUCCACUCCUACUUUGACAGCUGGAACAGAGUCUUGCUUGAUGGAUUUUUUGGCGGUCUUAUGUCAUUUGUGCUCUUCUGGACAUUUGCAUAUGACAUUGUGCAUAUAUUCUGAGGAUCCUGUGUGAGAUGAAGACCUUACGUGCACAUCAAGAAGAUGCUAGACAUUUUCAAGUUCAAUGUAGUGGUAUUCAAAGUUUGCACUCAUGACAUUUCCUUUCUUUUAAGCUUGCUGGAGAUUAUUAUCGCAGAACAAAUCACUGGUUCAAAUUUUUGAGUUGGGAGUAGUUGAGAACAUUUUGAUCUUGACCAAAGAUUUUUGUUGGGUGACUUAUAUUUUUGAGUUUAAAAGCUUGAGUAAUUGUACAAGCAGUUAACGCAAUUCAAACCACUGUUGAAUGAUAUAGAUGAGCCUAAUCUAAUUAUUCAGGUUUUAAGUUCUUGCA
Molecule: messenger RNA, 1024 nt
Organism: Solanum lycopersicum (tomato)
Lineage: Eukaryota; Viridiplantae; Streptophyta; Magnoliopsida; Solanales; Solanaceae
Biological process (GO): autophagosome assembly; protein folding in endoplasmic reticulum
Cellular component (GO): EMC complex; membrane; endoplasmic reticulum
Source: RefSeq, a predicted model, not a curated record